CGCUCCGGGCCGGUGCGGGGCCCGGCUGGUCGACGGGGAGCGACCGGAGCCCCGGCCACCAAGGGGUGCGACCCCCCACUGGCCCCGCCUUCCCGGCUGUGGUCUGGCCAAUCAGAGAGGCUUUUACUGGCGGGUGGGCCCAGCCGGCUCAGCUGCUCCGAGGCUCUGGCAUGUCGGUUCCCGAUUCUGGUCCCCGGCCCCCAGCAGCGCCUGCCCCCUUCCCACCGGGGCCCCCCAUGAUGCCACCACCCUUCAUGCCCCCUCCGGGAAUCCCCCCACCCUUUCCUCCGAUGGGGCUACCCCCCAUGAGUCAGAGGCCACCAGCCAUCCCCCCCAUGCCACCAGGCAUCAUGCCCCCAAUGCUACCACCAAUGGGGUCACCACCACCAAUCACACAGAUACCGGGAAUGGUGCCUCCCAUGAUGCCAGGAAUGCUGAUGCCAGCGGUGCCCGUCACCGCAGCGACGGCUCCAGGUGUGGACACCGCCAGCUCUGCUGUGGCUGGGACAGGCCCUCCGAGGGCCCUAUGGAGUGAGCAUGUGGCCCCUGACGGGCGCAUCUACUACUACAAUGCUGACGACAAGCAGUCCGUGUGGGAGAAGCCCAGCGUGCUCAAGUCCAAGGCAGAGCUGUUGCUGUCCCAGUGUCCCUGGAAAGAGUACAAGUCGGACACAGGCAAACCUUACUACUACAACAACCAGAGUAAGGAGUCCCGUUGGACCCGGCCAAAGGACCUGGAUGACUUGGAGGCUCUAGUCAAACAAGAGGCCAUAGGGAAGCCGCAGCCACAGCCACAGACACAGCAGACACUACAGCCGCAGCCCCCUCAGCCACAGCCCGACCCUCCACCUGCGCCUCCUUGCCCCACCCCAGUGCCUGUGGGCCUCCUAGAACCCGAGCCAGGUGGGAGUGAAGAUUGCGAUGUGUCGGAUGCCGCCCAGACCUUGGAGCAGGGGUUCUCGCAGCAGCCAGAGGAGGGCCCCAGCAGUUCUGCUGGACUGCAUCAGCCACUACAACAGGAGGAAGAGGAAUCAAAGCCAGAACCGGAGAGGUCUGGUCUCAGUUGGAGCAACCGGGAGAAGGCAAAACAGGCCUUUAAGGAGCUGCUGAGGGACAAGGCUGUCCCCUCCAAUGCCUCGUGGGAACAAGCCAUGAAGAUGGUGGUCACAGACCCCCGUUACAGUGCCUUGCCCAAACUGAGUGAGAAAAAGCAGGCAUUCAAUGCAUACAAGGCGCAGCGGGAGAAGGAAGAGAAAGAGGAGGCCCGGCUGAAGGCCAAGGAGGCUAAGCAGACCUUGCAGCACUUCUUGGAGCAGCACGAGCACAUGACCUCCACCACCCGCUACCGGAGGGCAGAACAAACCUUUGGGGAGCUGGAGGUCUGGGCUGUGGUCCCCGAGAGGGAUCGAAAGGAGAUUUAUGAUGAUGUCCUCUUCUUCCUGGCCAAGAAGGAGAAGGAACAGGCCAAGCAGCUCCGGCGCCGCAAUAUCCAGGCCCUGAAGAGCAUCCUGGAUGGGAUGAGUAGCGUCAACUUCCAAACCACAUGGUCUCAGGCCCAGCAGUACCUCAUGGAUAACCCCAGCUUUGCUCAGGACCAUCAGCUUCAGAACAUGGACAAGGAAGAUGCGCUGAUCUGCUUUGAGGAGCACAUCCGAGCUUUGGAGAGGGAGGAGGAGGAGGAACGGGAACGGGCCCGGCUUCGGGAGCGGCGCCAGCAGCGCAAGAACCGGGAGGCCUUCCAGACCUUCCUGGACGAGCUGCACGAGACAGGGCAGCUGCACUCCAUGUCCACCUGGAUGGAACUGUACCCGGCGGUCAGCACUGAUGUCCGCUUUGCCAACAUGCUGGGCCAGCCGGGUAAGGCAGCCAGGCUCCCCUUCUCUGGCCUGGCUUCCUGCCCUGCCGGCCUCUCUGCACCCAUACUCUUGGGUCCUGUCCUUGACCCUGCCCCUAGGCCUUGGGAAGCUGCCGCCUGCCAGGCCCCCCUCCCUCCCUCCCCUGCAGGCUCCACUCCUCUGGACCUGUUCAAGUUCUAUGUGGAGGAGUUGAAGGCACGAUUCCAUGAUGAGAAGAAGAUCAUUAAGGACAUCCUUAAGGACCGGGGCUUCUGUGUGGAGGUGAACACAGCCUUUGAGGACUUCGCCCACGUCAUAAGCUUUGACAAGAGGGCUGCUGCGCUGGACGCAGGCAACAUCAAGCUGACCUUCAAUAGUCUACUGGAGAAGGCAGAAGCGCGGGAGAGAGAGCGAGAGAAGGAGGAGGCACGAAGGCUGCGGCGCAGGGAAGCUGCCUUUCGAAGCAUGCUGAGGCAGGCCGUGCCUGCUCUGGAGCUGGGCACUGCCUGGGAAGAGGUCCGUGAGCGCUUUGUGUGCGACUCAGCCUUUGAGCAGAUCACCCUGGAGUCGGAGCGGAUCCGGCUCUUCCGGGAGUUCCUGCAGGUACUAGAGACUGAGUGCCAGCACCUCCACACCAAAGGCCGAAAGCACACCAGAAAGGGCAAGAAGCACCAUCGCAAGCGUUCCCACUCGCCCUCAGGCUCCGAGUCGGAAGAGGAGGAGCUGCCCCCACCAUCUCUCCGGCCCCCCAAGCGGAGGCGGCAGAACCCCUCCGAAUCUGGCUCUGAGCCUUCUUCCUCACUUGAUUCAGUUGAAAGUGGGGGUGCUGUCCUUGGAGGACGGGGCUCCCCAUCCUCCCGCCUUCUCCUUGGAUCAGAUCAUGGCCUUCGGAAAGCCAAGAAACCAAAAAAGAAAACUAAAAAGAGAAGACACAAGUCGAACAGUCCCGAGAGUGUGACAGACCCUGAGGAGAAAGCUGGCAAGGAGAGUGAUGAGAAAGAACCAGAACAGGACAAGGACAGGGAGCUCCGGCUGACAGAGCUCCCUAAUCGCUCCCCAGGUUUUGGAAUCAAGAAGGAGAAGACGGGCUGGGACACGUCAGAAAGUGAGCUGAGUGAGGGUGAGCUGGAAAGGCGGCGGCGGACACUCCUGCAGCAGCUGGAUGACCACCAGUGACCCAACAAGCUGCUCGGCCUUGGGUCUGUGUGAGGCUGUGGCUACUAGGUCACCCUCACUGUCUGCCCCAGGCGCCUUCCUUAGUCUGGUCUAUGUCCAUUUUUCCUCAAGUAACCACCCCAACACGCCAUUGCCGGCACCUUCUGAGGUUGCUCGUUGUGAUGAAGGGCCCCCAUUUCCCGGACAACUAGUGCAGUCCUUGCCCUCAGCCCCACGUGAGAUUGGUGGUGUAUGCCACGUGGGGUGGGUGGUGCCAGUAGAUAGAUUGUGAGAAGGGGCCUCCAGGGGAGUGACAGGCUGGUGGACACAGCCUGGGUGGCAGAGGGCAGCUUCCUUACCCUCUAGCAUCAGUGCCUGCUCCUGCCUGCCCAGGUCCUGGGGCUCCACCACUCCUUCCCUCCAGCCUUGGGACCCAGUUUAUGUGUGUUUUUGUUUGGUUUUGUUUUAUAAAUAAUAUUUAUAA
Messenger RNA from Phyllostomus discolor (pale spear-nosed bat), 3474 nucleotides. RefSeq names its product pre-mRNA processing factor 40 homolog B (gene PRPF40B). The transcript is spliced from 25 exons. Gene Ontology annotation, biological process: mRNA cis splicing, via spliceosome. Lineage: Eukaryota; Metazoa; Chordata; Mammalia; Chiroptera; Phyllostomidae. The record is from RefSeq and is a predicted model, not a curated record. The coding region runs from base 171 to 3011 and encodes 946 amino acids. Gene Ontology annotation, molecular function: RNA binding; protein binding. Gene Ontology annotation, cellular component: U2-type prespliceosome; U1 snRNP.